AUGGGUUCGUACCUGGCUGUCCCUUUGUCGCAGAGUACUGCGUCGUCUCGAAGCUGUACCAGUGCUAACCGUUUCAUCAUAGCGCCCAAGAAGAAGGAGCAGGUCAAGAUGGCCCUUGGCGAUUUCCUCCAGGACUCAAGCUACGGAGGCUCAUGGGCUGAUGAGGUCGAGGAUACGUACAGCACUCAGGCUCUGCCCGCCACCGACCGCGCAGGCUACCGUCCCAGCCAGGGUGGCUGGGGUAGCGGCGCCGGCGCCGGCGGCGACCGUUCCGAGCGAAGAGACUACGGUGGCUACUCUUCCAUCCGCGAAAACCUUCCCCAGAAGCUUCCCGAGCGACCCCCUUACACCGCCCACCUCGGCAACCUGUCGUACGAUGCCACUGAGGAGACUGUCAACGAGUUCUUCGAGGGAUGCGAUAUUGUCAGCGUCCGUAUUAUCGAGGACCGCGAGCAGCAGCGCCCCAAGGGUUUCGCCUACGCCGAGUUCAAGGAUCUCGAGGGACUGAAGCAGGCUCUGACUCUGGACGGUCAGACCUUCCAGGGACGUGCCAUCAGAAUCAAGAUUGCCGACCCUCCCCGUAGUGGUGACCGUGGCGGUGAGUCCAACCGCGACUUUAGCGACUGGUCCCGUAAGGGACCCCUUCCUGACUUGCCUGGCCGUGGUGGAAAUGACCGCCGCCCCUCCGACUUUGGCGAGCGCCGUGGCCCCCGCGAGCCCCGCGAGCCCCGUGAGGAUGAUGGCAAGGUCCGUGACUUUGGCAACUGGGAGCGCAGAGGCCCCCUUUCUCCCGUCGCUCCCAAGGAGGAUGGCUCUCGCGAAGGCAGCCGUCCCCGUACCAACGAUGGACCCCGUGAGUUCCGCGACCGCCACCAGUCCCCCGCCGCUUGGGGUGAAGGUCAGGCGCCCCGCCAGGACCGCCAGGACUCUCGUCCUCCCCGCCCUGAGCGUGUGCCGACUGCUGCCGAGAAGGACAAUCAGUGGAGAUCCAACAUGCGCCCCGACGCCUCUGGCAAGUCGGCCAGCCAGUCUCGCGAUGGCAGCGAGGCCCCAACUUCGCCCGCGGCUGCCCCCGCUGCCCCUGUUGGCCGUCCCAAGCUGAACCUGGCCAAGCGCACUGUGUCCGAGGCUCCCGAUGCCGCGUCUGCCACCAGCUCCGACUCCAAGGCCAGCCCCUUUGGUGCCGCUCGUCCCAUCGACACUGCCGCGAAGGAGCGUCUGAUUGAGGAGAAGAAGCAGCAACAGCUGAAGGAGAAGCGUGAGGCCGAGGAGAAGGCUAAGGAGGAGCGCCGUCUUGCCAAGGAGGCUGCCGCCAAGGAGGCUGAGGAGAAGGCUGCCCAAGAGGCCGCCGCCAAGGCUAACGGCGAGCGCGAGGAGGCUGCCAAGGCGGAGGCUGCCAAGGAGGCAGAGGCUGAGGCCCCUAAGGAACAGGCUCCCAAGGAGGAGGGAGACGCCCCUAAGGAGGCCAGCGGCUCUGACGAGCAGAAGGCUCCCGUCCGAUCCAGAGAGCCUAGGGAGCCCAGAGAGCCCAGAGAGCCCAGAGAGCCAAGGGAACCCAAGGAGGCACCCAAGUCUCGCGCUGCCGAGGCCAACAGCUGGAGAUCGGCUGGUGCUCCCCGUGGUCCCCCCUCCGGACCUCGCGGUGGUCGCGGCGGCCCCCGCGGCGGCGGUCGCUUUGAGGGUGGCCGCCCCCCUCGCUCCAACGGCCCUGCGCCCGAGAAGCAGUCGGCGCCUGCUUCGGCGACCGCUGAGGCUGCCGACUCGGAUGCGCCUGUCGAGGACGACGGUUGGACCACGGUCCCCAACAAGGGCCGCCGCAACGUUGGCCCUCGGGGCGCCGCCUAG
Colletotrichum higginsianum IMI 349063 is the source of this 1845-nucleotide messenger RNA. Its product is annotated as RNA recognition domain-containing protein. The transcript has 5 exons. Lineage: Eukaryota; Fungi; Ascomycota; Sordariomycetes; Glomerellales; Glomerellaceae. The record is from RefSeq and is a predicted model, not a curated record. The coding region runs from base 1 to 1845 and encodes 614 amino acids. Gene Ontology annotation, molecular function: RNA binding.